This is a messenger RNA of Staurois parvus, 1467 nucleotides long. Lineage: Eukaryota; Metazoa; Chordata; Amphibia; Anura; Ranidae. The record is from the annotation of a GenBank genome assembly.
AUGAUCACCUCUUCAGCCUGCGACUCUCGCCGAGGGUGGAAAUUCGACUUCAGCUUCUACGCUGCUGACAGGGAGCAGAAUUACACCAGGAAACUUUACUUCACUUUGGUGCACAAGAACCCCGUACAUGGAAAGAUUUGCACCUCCCCUGCCGGGUGCCAGGGGUCAGGAUCUGAUGUGUCCAACAGAGGGGCCUUCUAUGUACCUACAGAGAAAGCCACUUCAAAGAAGUUGUCACCAACUCUGGAUUUUAACCCUUGCCUGAACACAGCCUGCGGGAAGCCUGCUGUCCGGCCUCUAGUAGACACCGGUGCUAUGGUGUUUGUGGUGUUCGGAAUUCGAGGGAUAAAUCGGACCAGGAUACCGGAUAACCAUGUACUGGGUGAACUGGGCAGGGUGAUCUACGAUGACAAGUUUGACCUCUUUAAAGAAAUCGGUAACCUGUGCAGUCUGUGCAAGGUCAUCGCCAGCAACAGGGAUUUGGUGAAGCCGGGCGGAGCUCAGUGCCUCCCUUCAGGGUACAGUAUAUCAUCCUUUCUUCAAAUGUUGCACCCCGAAUGUAAGAACAUUCCCGAGCCAAACCUUCUCCCAGGUCAACUUUCCCAUGGUGCUGUCGGUGUAAAGGAUGGAAAAGUCCAAUGGAUCUCUAUGGCGUUUGAAUCGACCACCUACAAGGGCAAAUCGUCUUUCCAGACAUACAAGGACUAUCUGAAAUGGGAGUCUUUCCUCCAACAGCAGCUGCUGCGUCUCCCUGCGGACUCAGCUCUCAAACAUGGAUUUCAGACCUGCGAGCACUGGAAGGAGAUCUUCAUGGAAAUUAUAGGAGUGCAGAGCGCUUUGUAUGGCUUGAUUCUGUCACUGGUUAUCUGCGUGGCGGCCGUAGCAAUCUUCACUACACACAUUCUGUUGCUCCUCCCGGUGCUUUUUACCAUUUUAGGUGUAGUGUGUCUGGUGGUAACCAUAAUGUACUGGCUGGGAUGGGAAAUGGGAGCGGUAGAGGCCAUAUCCCUAUCAAUUCUGGUUGGCUCAUCUGUGGAUUACUGCGUCCAUCUGGUAGAAGGAUACCUCCUCGCGGCAGACAGUGUUCCUCAACAUCUCAAGGAGGACCCAACUGCCUGCCGUCAAUGGAGAGUCACUGAGGCUGUUCGCCACGUUGGUGUAGCCAUCGUCUCCAGCGCCAUCACCACAGUCAUAGCCACCAUCCCGCUCUUCUUUUGCAUCAUCGCUCCCUUCGCCAAGUUCGGGAAGAUUGUUGCGUUGAACACUGGCAUCUCCAUCGUGUACACUCUGGCUGUGAGCACAGCACUGCUCAGUAUGAUGGCGCCCAGCACCUUUGUCAGGAACAGGACUUCCUUCCUCAAAGCCGCUCUGGUGGUCGUCCUUUGCGCUGCCGGGAGCUUUUGUGUUUACAUGGUCUUGCUCAAAACAGGGUUGACCAUCCCCAUUCUCAACGGGACCCCGCCGUAG